CGUAUUAUUUGCUUCGGUCAAGGUAGCGUUUUAUUUUCAGAAUCCCUCAUAGAUCUCUUUUACUCUGAUCUGUUAUUUCGGUCCAUCAACAGAAAAUCAUGUCUUAUCUUCAUCCCGCCUUCAAGGCUGUGGUUAUAGCCGUUGCAGCGCCACUUGGCCUAUAUUGCGUUUUCCUGGGAUUGGGAAUGACACCGUUCUUCCAGAGACAGUUCCUGUAUGCACAUAAGUUCAAUACAUUAUUAUGGAGCAAUGUCAACCAACCAGAACGAUGGGGUUUCGCUCGGAACCAAGUAACUCCGUUCUCAUUAAAGACUCCUGACGGUGAAUCUCUCUACGCUUGGCACAUCCUUCCACUCCCUCUAUAUCUACAAAAUGAGGCCAAGAUCGAAUCCCAAGAGCCGGGUUUCUCGGCAGACUUCACCAAGACUGAGUCAUUUCGUCUGCUGAAAGAAGAUCCGGAAUCUCGCUUAGUUCUGUAUUUUCACGGUAAUGCUGGUCAUAUUGCGCAAGCUAUUCGACCUCUCAGCUAUCAUUCUCUGACUGAUACUUCAUCAUAUCAUGUUAUUGCCAUCGACUACCGAGGAUUUGGUCAUUCUACAGGCACGCCUUCAGAGACUGGAGUAAUUCAAGAUGCUGCAACACUCGUUGACUGGGCUACCAAAGUCGCAGAGAUUCCACCAAGUCGCAUCGUACUACUCGGGCAGAGUUUAGGUACUGCUGUAGUCAGUGCCGUUGCUGAAAAGUACGCUCUUCAGGGCGUCGAAUUUGCAGGUAUUACCAUAGUCGCCGGGUUCAGUGAUCUUGCAAAUCUCCUAUUGGGCUAUCGCAUUGUGGGUAUCUUCCCUGUACUUGCUCCCUUCCGCAUGUGGCCGUCACUCGUGCGCUUCAUUCACCGAUUCGUGGUCGACAAAUGGCAUUCGGAUAGACGACUCGCCAACGUUGUCCGUCUUACGAAAACGAGGCUAAGGCUCAAUCUGAUUCACGCCAAGAAUGAUAAAGAUAUUCCAUGGACUGAGGACAACAAGCUCUUCAGGGCAGCUGCCCAAGAGACGCUUGGAAUCAUGGACGACAAGGACUUCGAGGCUUGGAAGGAAGAACGCACCAUCCGCAAGGGCAAGGAUGCAUUUGUGACUACUUGGACGGCUGAGCCCAACAUGAUUAUCCGUCAAGAGCUUUUUCCAUACGGCGGCCACAACGAUGUUAUGGGUUAUGCGCCUGUUGCGCUGGCGAUCAUGAGGGCAUUUGAUCUUCACGGAACGACCUACAGUGAUGAGUAGGUAGACGAGGAGAGCACAUUAUACCAGAGUAGUUACUUGGCAUCUGAUAAGUAGCAUCUUCAUAUCUGGUCCAUUAAGUUGUAAUGAACCAACUUAUAUACGAUUUCUUAGUAAUUACUUG
Messenger RNA from Fusarium redolens, 1398 nucleotides. RefSeq names its product Alpha/Beta hydrolase protein. The coding region runs from base 99 to 1277 and encodes 392 amino acids. The transcript has 6 exons. The record is from RefSeq and is a predicted model, not a curated record. NCBI's taxonomy places the organism in Eukaryota, Fungi, Ascomycota, Sordariomycetes, Hypocreales, Nectriaceae.